CGGUACCUAAACAAAGAUGGCGGCGUGUGUCAUACGUCGGACGUUGCUGUCCAGUCUUAGCAAAUAUAGUAGAAAACACACAAUUAGGGUAUUAAAUGUAGAUUUAACCAGUAGACAUACUGGACCUACUAUAUCCUGUUCGACAUGUGGAUUGUUCAGCCUUCAACAGAAGCGCUUUAUGUCGUCAAGGCCAGAAGGGAAGGUUCUAGAAGCAGUUGGAGUGUUCGAGUCUCCUAAACAGCAGGGCAAAUACGAGACAGGCCAGUUGUUCCUGCACAGUGUGUUUGGGUACAGGGGGAUUGUGCUGUUCCCCUGGCACGCUCGUCUGUACGACCGUGACGUAACUCCGCCUACAGCUGAGAGCAGUAAGACGGAGGCCCCAGGUGCUCAUGGCUCCAAGGAGGUGAAGGGGAAGACUCAUACCUACUACCAGGUCCUGAUAGACACCAGGGACUGUCCACACAUUUCUCAGAGAUCCCAGACAGAGGCAGUGACGUUCCUGGCGAACCACGACGACAGCAGGGCCCUCUACGCCAUCCCAGGCCUGGACUAUGUGAGCCAUGAGGACAUCCUCCCGUAUAACUCCACUGACCAGGUUCCGAUCCAGCACCAGCUGUUUGACAGGUUCCUGACAUCUGACACAUCUAAAGUGCCUCCCUUCACCCCCAGGGACACCCUGAGGGCGUGGCAGGAGAAGAACCACCCCUGGCUAGAGCUGUCGGACGUGCACCGCGAGACCACCGACAACAUCCGCGUCACUGUCAUCCCCUUCUACAUGGGCAUGAGGGAGGCUCAGAACUCCAACGUGUAUUGGUGGCGAUACUGUAUCCGCCUGGAGAACCUGGGGGAGGAGGUGGUGCAGCUGAGAGAGAGACACUGGAGGAUCUUCAGCCUGUCAGGGACCCUGGAGACCGUCAGGGGACGAGGGGUGGUGGGCCGCGAGCCAGUGUUGUCCAAAGAGCAGCCAGCCUUCCAGUACAGCAGCCAUGUUUCUCUGCAAGCACCCAGCGGACACAUGUGGGGCACGUUCACCUGCCAGCGCGCCAACGGAGGAGCCAUGUUCGAAGUGGCCAUCCCCUCCUUCUCCCUGGACAGCCACGGACACCGGGACAGUCCGUACUCCUUCCUCUUCUGAGAGCAGGGCGGCCCUGGGGAGACCGCACGCACACAGGCUUCACUCUGGGGCUGUUGGCGUUCUCACGGCAGCGUGACUCUACCGACCUGUCCGCACUGCCUGGACGUGGUUGUCAAUGUUGUGCUAUACGUGCUGAAAGGUUAUGGUGCAGGAGUUGUGAAACAGCUGUGCUCCGAUUGGUUUCAGCCGUUGGUACGGACUCAAACGUUACAAUUUCUCAAGCACAGUAUGUCCUUGUCGCAUAAAUAAGUUUUUCAUUCACUGUCAGGGGUAUACUUUAUAGAGGCUAUUUACACAGAAAUACCACCUUUUGAAGUGCUUGUCUGGCUUUGAUUUCAGUCCUGGCGCUGGCGGACAGAAAGCUGGUACAUACCCACACAUCACCCUGCUGACUUCAUGAAAUGAUGCAUUGUAGGAAAUUAUUGUGUAGAAGAAAAAUGUUUUGUAACGUUGAAAAAGCAACUAUUUUAAAGACGUGUCGAAUAUU
Molecule: messenger RNA, 1622 nt
Organism: Hypomesus transpacificus
Lineage: Eukaryota; Metazoa; Chordata; Actinopteri; Osmeriformes; Osmeridae
Product: polymerase delta-interacting protein 2-like
Exons: 11
Coding region: 17-1135 (372 amino acids)
Biological process (GO): error-free translesion synthesis
Cellular component (GO): mitochondrial nucleoid; nucleus
Molecular function (GO): DNA binding
Source: RefSeq, a predicted model, not a curated record